AUGAAUCAAUGGAUUGCAGGUGAAACGUGCCACGGCGACGAGACCUUACUUGUUCGCUCGUUGCUGGCGCACAGGCUGACGGAAGAUUGGCUGCAGGCACAGGAGAAUCUCGUCGACGGUGACGAGGAGGAGCCGCCGCGAGGGCAGCCUGGCUGCUCCACGCUCCUGCCCUGCUGUCCUGGCUGCUCCACGCUCCUGCCCUGCUGUCCUGGCUGCUCCACGCUCCUGCCCUGUUGUCCUGGCUGCUCCACGCUCCUGCCCUGCUGUCCUGGCUGCUCCACGCUCCUGCCCUGCUGUCCUGGCUGCUCCACGCUCCUGCCCUGCUGUCCUGGCUGCUCCACGCUCCUUCCCUGCUAUCCUGGCUGCUCCACGCUCCUGCCCUGCUGUCCUGGCUGCUCCACGCUCCUGCCCUGCUGUCCUGGGGCUCAUCGCUCCUACCCUGCUGUCCUGGCUGCUCCACGCUCCUGCCCUGCUGUCCUGGCUGCUCCACGCUCCUGCCCUGUUGUCCUGGCUGCUCCACGCUCCUGCCCUGCUGUCCUGGCUGCUCCACGCUCCUGCCCUGCUGUCCUGGCUGCUCCACGCUCCUGCCCUGUUGUCCUGGCUGCUCCACGCUCCUGCCCUGCUGUCCUGGCUGCUCCACGCUCCUGCCCUGCUGUCCUGGCUGCUCCACGCUCCUUCCCUGCUAUCCUGGCUGCUCCACGCUCCUGCCCUGCUGUCCUGGGGCUCAUCGCUCCUACCCUGCUGUCCUGGCUCCUCCAUGCUCCUGCCCUGCUGUCCUGGCUGCUCCACGCUCCUGCCCUGCUGUCCUGGCUGCUCCACGCUCCUGCCCUGCUGUCCUGGGGCUCACUGCUCCUACCCUGCUGUCCUGCUCCUCCAUGCUCCUGCCCUGCUGUCCUGGCUGCUCCACGCUCCUGCCCUGCUGUCCUGGCUGCUCCACGCUCCUGCCCUGUUGUCCUGGGGCUCGCCGCUCCUGCCCUGCUGUCUUGGCUGCUCCACGCUCCUGCCCUGCUGUCCUGGGGCUCGCCGCUCCUGCCCUGCUAUCCUGGCUGCUCCACGCUCCUGCCCUGUUGUCCUGGUGCUCGCCGCUCCUGCCCUGCUGUCCUGGCUGCUCCACGCUCCUGCCCUGCUGUCCUGGGGCUUGCCGCUCCUGCCCUGUUGUCCUGGCUGCUCCACGCUCCUGCCCUGCUGUCCUGGCUGCUACAAGCUCAUGCCCUGCUGUCCUGGGGCUCGCCGCUCCUGCCCUACUGUCCUGGCUGCUCCACGCUCCUGCCCUGCUGUCCUGGCUGCUCCACGCUCCUGCCCUGCUGA
Bacillus rossius redtenbacheri is the source of this 1308-nucleotide messenger RNA. RefSeq names its product keratin-associated protein 16-1-like. Bases 1 to 1308 code for a protein of 435 amino acids. The record is from RefSeq and is a predicted model, not a curated record. The transcript is spliced from 2 exons. Lineage: Eukaryota; Metazoa; Arthropoda; Insecta; Phasmatodea; Bacillidae.